Scomber scombrus (Atlantic mackerel) is the source of this 4070-nucleotide messenger RNA. It is a transcript of the gene rnf6, whose product is annotated as ring finger protein (C3H2C3 type) 6. Gene Ontology annotation, biological process: positive regulation of DNA-templated transcription; protein ubiquitination; ubiquitin-dependent protein catabolic process. Gene Ontology annotation, cellular component: cytoplasm; nucleoplasm. Bases 58 to 2208 code for a protein of 716 amino acids. Gene Ontology annotation, molecular function: ubiquitin protein ligase activity. NCBI's taxonomy places the organism in Eukaryota, Metazoa, Chordata, Actinopteri, Scombriformes, Scombridae. The transcript has 4 exons. The record is from RefSeq and is a predicted model, not a curated record.
AGGAGAGCGGAGAGAACCGUCCAUAUUACAGCUGCUUUGUCAGCACUUUUCACGGUGAUGGACCCUCCUGGUGGGGGAGACGAACGGCGGAGGCAGGCAGAGCGUCUUCGAAGGGAGGAGGCAUACUAUCACUUCAUUAAUGAACUGAGUGAAGAGGAAUACCGCCUAAUGAGAGACAGCAACCUGCUGGGCACGCCUGGUGAGGUGACGGCUGAGGAGCUUCGGCAGCGUCUUGAUGGAGCGAAGGAGCGUGUGUCAUCUCAGCCUCGUACUGAGCAACGCUUGCAGACUGCUGAUUCAGUUGAGCAGCAGGGCAGCAGUGGCGAAGGAGAAGAGAGAGGGGCUGGAGGGAGACGAGGAGCAGGGGGCACAGAGCCUGGAGCAGAAACCUCUAAUGGUGACUCAUUACUGGAGUGGCUGAACACUUUCAGACGCACAGGUAAUGCUACUCGCAGUGGGCAGAGUGGAAACCAGACAUGGCGUGCUGUUAGCCGGACCAACCCCAACAGUGGGGAAUUCCGAUUUAGCCUGGAGAUCAACAUAAACCACGAUCAGCCAGAGCCAGGAGAGCACAAUGACUCCUCGGACACCGCAGAGCUGCCAGUAACUGCCCCAAACACGACUUCACCCUCUCUACGCACUGCUUCUUCCUUCUCCAACCCUCGACCGUCAACCACACCUAGGCCAGCUCCUUACCCCUCUCCUCGCCCAGCCCUCAUUAGAAGGAUUCAAACACGUCGCACACGCAGCAGCACUACCACUCUUUCUAUGAGCCCCCCUGCACUUCCUGCUCCAGUGCCUCCUCCUGCUCAGAGGAGAGGUGCUACUUUGCACUCUUUAGUACCGCCUUCCACUGUUACCCCUCCUCUUGAUCAGACUACACCUUCACAACAUCAACCUUUGAAUGCAGAAGUGGAGCAGGGGCGUGAUGAUAUGACUGUAUCUUUAGACUGCCCUCGUGUUUCACCCCAGUCUGGGUCUCAAGCCCCAGCGGCAGGACACGAAUCACGUGGCAGUAGGACUCGAUCACGUGGACGUUCACGCAGGGUUGCAGCAGGAGGUGGGGUUUCAUCCCGCUUGUCAAGGCGAAGUCGCUCCCCCUUACACAGAACCCCUGUUCCCAGUACCACUCCACCAUCCAGCAGUGGUGUGAGUGGCUCUAGCAUCCACACUGUUGAGCCAGGCAGUGGCACAAGCUCUGUUUCCAUGGAGACAGGGGAGGCUGUGGCAGAACCUGCAGCUCUAACAGAGCCGGCUGUAGAGACAGUAGAACGUGAGAAUGAGUCUCACAUAACAGGAGCAGGAAGUUCAGCAGUGCGCCGGCACCCUACCAUCAUGUUGGACCUGCAGGUGAGAAGGAUUCGACCCGGGGAAAACCGGGACCGGGACAGCAUUGCCAGCAGAACACGUUCGCGUGCCCGGGUUGCAGAGAAUACCGUUACAUUUGAAAGUGACAGUGGUGGAUUUAGACGCACCAUCUCCCGCUCUGAGCGAGCUGGGAUCCGCACCUAUGUGAGCACGAUCCGGAUUCCACUGCGACGCAUCAGUGAGACAGGCCUCGGGGAGCCCAACUCCACUGCACUGCGUUCCAUCUUGCGUCAGAUUAUGACCGGUUUUGGGGAGCUGAGCUCUCUAAUGGAGACAGAGGCUGAUUCUGAAACUGUUGCACCUAGCCACAUAGAUGUUGGUAGUACAAAUAGUAGCACCAGCCCAGCCAGCCGUCUACACACAAAUGAGAGUGCAGCCGGCCAGGUUGGUGCAGGUGGGGCAGAUCAGGAGAGGGUGGGACUGGUGGGGAGUGAAGAGGACCAGGGAGGCCAGGCUAGGCUCGGAGGUGCAGUAGUGAGCACCACAGAGGGACGAGCCACCAGCAGAGACACUAACAACCUGGUAGAAAACGGUACUCUACCCAUCCUGCGGUUGGCGCACUUCUUCUUACUGAAUGAUGAGGAGGAUGACGAACACCCUCGCGGUCUGACCAAAGAACAGAUUGACAAUCUGGCCACGCGUACCUAUGGUCAGGCCAGCCUGGAGGGGGAGAUGGGCCGUGCAUGCAGUGUCUGCAUCAACGAGUAUGCCCAGGGCAACAAGCUGCGUCGCCUGCCUUGCUCCCACGAAUUCCACAUCCACUGCAUCGACCGCUGGCUCUCUGAAAACAACACCUGCCCCAUCUGCAGGCAGCCCAUUCUGGCAGUGCAUCAUGACUGACCUAUUUGCUCACAAACACUACUAUCAUGUUCCUGGCUGGCUGAACUGAGCAGACCCAAGUAGGCUUUGCAUGUACAUAGCGCUUUCAUGGUUUAAUUUGUUUGAGAAUAUUCAUUGUGUUGAAGGUUAAGAAGGUUGAACCAAAAGUGCAGAAAAAAAGAAAGUAUAAAUGCAGAGAAUUAACAAAACUUUAUUUUUUUAGACUUUGUUUUCAGCAACUUGUUAAUGUUUUAUUUUUUCUCUUCCUGUGACCUGUUUUGCUGGUCUCUGUCACAAAGCCUCAGAGACUCUCAUCAUUGGAUGGCAUUAAUGCUUAAGGAGCUCCUGUAGCCGCUGCUGACUAGUCUCACUUUAACUCUUUAGUGUCGGAUAUGUGACGUCUCUUUGUCACAACUGGACUACACAAAUCACUUCUAGACUCGAUUUAGUCAGUGUAAGCUGUAAAUACCUCACCACUGCUUGUAUCUAAAGGAUUUGAAGCAAGAUGUUCCUCUGAUGCCAUCUGUUCAGAAUGGAAGCAGGAAACCUCCGUUUUUGUUUUAAAAACGUUCUCCAUUUUAAAGCUUUGGCAUCCAUUUUAAAGUGUCCCUUUACUAUUGGAUAUUCUGUUUGUUUGUUUGUUAAGCCCUCUUCAUACAUCUGCCCCAUAUAAUUGCAAUACAGAAUUCAUCCAUCAAAGUCGCCCACUAAAAUCAGUCACUUCAAAAUCUUCAACAUUACCCAUAUGAGCAGCACAAUUGAAAUGAAAUACAGAAGGCAGGUGAUAAUCAGGAAGGCAGAGUUGUAAUUUAAUGAGUUGUGCAAUACAGAAAGAAAAUACAGUAUGUUUUUUUGCUGUUCAUUGUUGUUUACAUUGUAAUGCCCGAUUAUCAUCUCCACUUAAAAACAAAGGUUUGUUAACCCUGAAAUCCAUGUUUCCUCUUGUUUCUUGUUAUUGUUUUUUAUCCGUAUCUGACAGACGCCUUCGGACCUGUCUCGUGAAGCAGCAGGAAGAUUUUAGCUUGAUAAAUCUGUCUAUCAAAAAUCUUUUUUAAUAUAAAAUAUGGACGUAAGAGAUCAAAAUUAACUCUUUUAUUUAUUGCAGCUGUCCAGCUAACUCUGAAAACCUGCGUCAUGAAACGGGUGUUGGGAAAUUGUUGAUGUUUUGAGCACCUUCUCCAAAAUGACAUUUUUUGCUUAUGGAAAUCUGUUAAUAACAAAGCUCUUCAUAAUUGGGUUAUGUCAAAAUGCAACGAUUGCAGUCCGUUUCUGUUCCUGUGCUACACCUGAAUAAGCCAGUGUUAGUAAUAAGGUGUUCUUGUAUGUCCAUCUGAUCUGUUUUUACAUGAUCUGCACAGAUAUUGGCACUUCUUUUGCAGCACAGGUGGAUUAUCUAGCUGAAUCACCUAGUCAGUGUGUUGUUAUCAGGGUCCCUGUGUGCAUCAACAAUAACCGUACACAGGAGCUAUUACAUCUCUGCAGUCAACAUGUCACUGACAGAACUGCAGGAAUGAUCCAGUAUGUAAGAAUGUGUGAGAGUGGGGUAUGUGUGUAUGGUUUAACCGUGUGUGCAUGUGAGAGUGUGGGUGCUGAAGGAAAAGACCAGUGUCCGAAUGAACCUGGUUCUCAGAAAGCUUCUGAUCAGUGAAGGUCCACCACAGACUUGGAGAGGGGGUUGUGGCCACUCAUUUCAGAAGUGAAUAUUUAUUCUGUUCCUAUUUAAUAAAAUGGAAAUCAACUUUUGAAACAUGAAUAUGUAUUAUGUUACAAUGUGAUGAGAGUAAAUAAACAAGUUAUGAUAAAUAUGUUACUAUGUAAUAAAAAGAAGACAUGGGUUUUCUUCUCUGCUCCUUAACAAUGGAAUAAAAUGCAGCUUUGUUAUG